AUGCAUGAAAAUUACAAUCAAAUUAAUUUUAACUCCAUAUGUUACUAUUUUAACGGUAAUCCAAUGAAAUUCAGCGAUAUUGAUGAUAUUUGGAAUUCAUUUUACUGCAAUAAUGAAGAAUAUAUACCAAUUACACAGAGUAAAAUCAUUAAUAAUCAAAACAAAAAUUGUUUUAUCCAUGAUCUACUUUUUUCAAAUUUCAAUCAACGAAUUAUUGAUUUACAAGGAGACCAAAAGGUUCUUAUUUAUAAAACAAUCUUCUUUGCAAAUACUAAUAAUCAAAAUAGUGAUUCUCAUGGUCGUCUGAUUUCCAAAUUAGAUGGAUCAUUGGUUCAAUAUCAAGUUCAUUCCCUAGAUACUACUAUUAACUUGGAUGAAUAUUCAGCUGUGCAUUCAAAUUCUGAGCUUUCCGAUUCUUCCUUAAAUUAUGUGAAAGAUUCAACUUUCACUGGAUCAAAAGGAAAUGGACCGUCGAUACGCUGUAAGAAAGGUCAUAUUAUUAUCAAAAAUAUUAAUAUAUCAAACACUCAAUCGGAUUAUCACUAUUCUGGGUAUGUUACUUCUUCAUAUGUAAAUAAUAAUUCUUUUACUUAUUCAAUCAUUUCCAAUAUUACAUCUGGUGAUGGUCCACUUAGACAUAGUAAUUUUGAUGGAAACCUUGACCACCUUAUUAUCAAUGGAGUUGUAGCAAACGAAUCCGGUACGUCUUAUUGCAUUAUUUCUGCUUAUAUUUAUUCAAGUAUUACUAUCAGAGAUUGCAUUUUUAGCAAUAGCGAUGCGUAUAGAAUUUUUGAAACAGAUGAUAGCUCCUCAUUAACAAUUUCGGAUUGUUAUAUCAAUAACAAUAAGGUCCAUGAAGUUGAAUCAGGAACAAUUAAUCUAGAAACCACAAAUUUCUUAGAACUAAAUACUUCUGAGAUAGGACCAGAGAUAAAAGCUUAUCAAUUAACCAAAUUUGCUGUCUUGAAAUUCAUCAGUAUCACAAAUACAUUAUUGAAAGGCAUUGAUGAAAAUGCUUCUGCGAUAAUAACAAUUGAAAGCAACAUUUCUUUUCCAAUUGCUAUUAUAAUAUAUAUUGAUGAUGAGAUAAUUCAAGUUGAAUUAAUCCCACUCCAAUAUGGUAUAAAUUUAUAUAACAUCAACAUUACAAUCCCAAGUCGACUUGAUAUAGGAACUCAUAAUUUGACAGCAAAAAUCCAAGGAUAUAAUGAAAAUGAAUCAAGAUCAGUUGCUUAUGGGUUUAAAUUAAUCGAUCCAGUUGAAAUAUCAAUUAUUUAUUCUAAAUAUAAUAAAAGAAGAAUAACCAUAUUCGGAGCAAUUGAUGUGAAAGAGAAUGAUCUCGUAAAAGAACUUGAAGUAGCAUUAGAUAAUUCUACUAAUUUUAUCAGGGUAGACGAAUUCACAAUUGGCAAGAACAAUGAACAACUAUUUAAUUUUAAUUUUGAGUUUCCAUCUGAUUUCACAAAGGGAAAUCACUGUAUUCAAAUGAAUGCAGUUAAUAAUUCUCGAAUAAUUGGAACUAUAAAAUAUGAUUUCAUUUUUGACCCAGAUAGAUUAUCAACUAAUCGGCCUGUAAUUCCAAAAUUUAGAAAGAGGCGAUGA
Trichomonas vaginalis G3 is the source of this 1602-nucleotide messenger RNA. RefSeq names its product pectin lyase-like family. The record is from RefSeq and is a predicted model, not a curated record. The transcript has a single exon. Lineage: Eukaryota; Parabasalia; Trichomonadida; Trichomonadidae. The coding region runs from base 1 to 1602 and encodes 533 amino acids.